This is a messenger RNA of Paramormyrops kingsleyae, 5202 nucleotides long. It is a transcript of the gene ssbp4, whose product is annotated as single stranded DNA binding protein 4. NCBI's taxonomy places the organism in Eukaryota, Metazoa, Chordata, Actinopteri, Osteoglossiformes, Mormyridae. Gene Ontology annotation, cellular component: nucleus. Gene Ontology annotation, biological process: positive regulation of transcription by RNA polymerase II. Gene Ontology annotation, molecular function: single-stranded DNA binding; protein binding. The record is from RefSeq and is a predicted model, not a curated record.
UGUUUCAAGUCCCCCAAUAGAAACUGUGCCUGAUUUGUGGCCAAUGUUGGAGAUGUAAAAAAAAAAACGGAGGAAAAAAAACACUAAGGGGGUAGCUAUGGAGAUAGGACGUUUUCCUGGCUGCUUUCUUUGACAGGUGUUGAGUGGGGUAAAAGUCUUAAAACAGAAUCCAGCAUGUACGCCAAAGGAAAAGGAGCUGUCGUCCCUUCCGAUAGCCAAGCGAGAGAAAAGUUAGCUUUAUAUGUGUACGAGUACUUACUGCACGUUGGAGCACAGAAAUCAGCACAGACCUUCCUGUCGGAGAUCCGAUGGGAGAAGAACAUCACGCUGGGAGAGCCCCCCGGAUUCCUGCACUCAUGGUGGUGCGUAUUCUGGGAUCUGUACUGCGCGGCUCCAGAUCGACGGGAGACCUGUGAGCAUUCCAGUGAGGCGAAGGCCUUCCAUGACUACAGUGCCGCCGCCGCCCCCAGUCCGGUGAUGGGCAACAUGCCCCCUAACGACGGCAUGCCCGGCGGACCCAUGCCCCCUGGCUUCUUCCAGGGCCCUCCCGGCUCCCAGCCAUCACCUCACUCGCAGCCCCCACCGCACAACCCCAGUAACCCAAUGAUGGGGCCCCACGGCCAGCCUUUCAUGUCCCCCCGGUACCCAGGAGGACCCCGCCCCUCGCUCCGCAUGCCGAAUCAGCCCCCAGUAGGAGUUCCCGGCUCUCAGCCGCUCCUCCCGAACAGCCUGGACCCCACCAGACCACAGGGACAUCCGAACAUGGGCGGCCCGAUGCGAAUGAACCCCCCCAGAGGCAUGGGCAGCAUGGGCCCACAGAACUAUGGAGGUGGGAUGAGGCCCCCACCUAACUCUCUCGGGGGGCCCGGCAUGCCCGGGAUGAACAUGGGUCCAGGAGGGCGCGGUCCCUGGCCUAAUCCCAAUGCUAAUUCGAUAGCGUACUCCUCUUCAUCUCCGGGCAACUACGUGGGUCCUCCUGGUGGCGGCGGCCCUCCAGGAACUCCCAUCAUGCCCAGCCCAGGAGACUCGACGAAUUCCAGUGAAAAUAUCUACACAAUGAUGAACCCCAUUGGACCCGGGGGCAACAGGCCCAGUUUCCCCAUGGGUCCCGGUCCUGAUGGUCCGAUGGGAGGUAUGGGAGCCAUGGAGCCUCAUCACAUGAAUGGAUCACUAGGUUCUGGUGACAUGGAUGGGUUGCCAAAGAACUCUCCUAACAACAUGGCAGGCAUGAAUAACCCCCCCGGGACCCCGAGAGACGACGGAGAGAUGGCAGGCAACUUCUUAAACCCAUUCCAAAGUGAAAGUUAUUCACCCAACAUGACGAUGAGUGUGUGAUUUUUUUUUUUUCUAUUUUAUCUUUUAUUUUCUUUCUUUUUCCUGUUUAUUAUUUUAUUUACCACCCCCCCCCCAACCUCACGACACCCACCUCCCCCAGUAUUGCUCCACCUCUCGUUAUCCGUCACACCCCUUUCCCUGACCUUGGACGCCAUGCUGUGCCACACAGCCCCCUGGGAUGCCUCUGGAAUGCAGGACUGUCAAGGCUGCCCAUCCCAGCAUGUGCGAAGUGGCUGGCGCCAUGGCGACAGGACGCCAUGGCGACAGGACGCCGUCACAGAGCCACAGGAAGAGUCUCCUUUUGCCCCCCUCCUUUGCUUGCCUGGUUUCCGCACUGGUCCAGGACAGGGGGGGGGCGGAGGGAGUUCUUGCAGUGAGACACAGAUCAGCAUGAAGCUGGUGUGUCUCUCUUUAUUUUCGUUUUAUUAUACUUUUUAAAUGGUUUUGCACAGUAGCUGAGUGGCUAAGUUAUGCUUUGCCAUCCAGCUACUAUGUACAUUUAAAAUGAAAAUAGAACUUGUGUUACUUUAGACAAGACCGGCUGUCAAUAUUCAAUGUGUGUAUUUUAUUGCUAAUAUUAUUAUUGUUAUUGUUAUAAUGUUUAUCAUUAAUGGUGUUACAAUGGUUUAGUUCAAUCUCUUGGAUCUUUCUGUCAAGGGCACAUUUUUCGGCAUCAUCGGCAACACAAUAAGCACAUUCAGUAUGCACAACGACACUUCUGUUUACAUGAGUAUGAUAUAUGUCCUGUGUCGUCCGCUCUGUUAAACGUCUCCAUUUCGUACUUUGUGUACCCCCUCCCAUCUGGAAAACACUGCAGUGAACAUCAGAGAAUAGUUACAGGCGAAAUUAUUGCAACAUCAUAUACCUAGUGUCCAUACUCCAUCCCACCAAGAGUGUUGAUUUCUCUAGUUAAAUCAAGUAGAAUUGGCCCCUUUUGAUGCAGGGCCACCCCCAUGUCUGAGAACUUCACUUUCAUCCUGCAAGACACUGAUCAGAAACUGUCCAAUGCUCAUUAAAGACCAGAAGAAAACCAAACAAACCUGUACGAUUCACCAAAAAGCACUGAAAACCAAGCUUUUUUAUUUUUUAUAGUAAUAAUUAUAUGCCAAUUAUUUGCGUAGAAGUUCAGCUUCCUCUCCACCCGCCUGCGUUUGUGUGUAUAAAUGUCUUUUGUGUUCAGUUGACCACUGCCAAGCUGAUUGGCAUUGAGUAGCUGCUGGUCUGCACCCAUAUGAUUGCAGAGGAAGGCGAGUUUGGCCUGUAACUCCUGCUGUAUGCACGUACACCCAGACACACAAAGAGCUCCGUCUUCAGCCACAGUGUGUUCUAGGGGGCGCUGUGUCUUUUCUGUUCAGAGGUCCGUGUUUCCUCUCUGCUGUAUGUGUUCUUUCGUCAGACUGCCCGUUAGAUAGGACUGAUGCCCCCACAUCCUGGAGUCUGGGAAUUGGCUGGUUCCUCAAAGCAGUCUGCCGCUCACCAGUGAGAUGCAGAACAGUCCGUUUGAACCCAGUGCCUGUUGCAUGGAAGGGAAGGAGCAGCUCCAUCAAGUAUCACUGUCUUUGCUUCACUGGACUCUGUAGUGCAGUGUCUCCUAACCCGGUCCCCGGGGAGCCCUGGACAGCCCACAUAUUUGCUCCUACCAGGAGCUGGGAGGGAGCAAAAAUGUGGACCGGCUGGGGAUCCCCAAGGACUUGGUUGUGAAAUGCUGCUUUAGCGCUUACAGCUCCAGUCUGGAUUGUUUUAGCUGGUGAGAAUAUUUGGUCUGAGGUGGAUUAUUAUUUCUCAUUUGCUUUUCCUGCUCCAGGAAAUACUGUCUGCAAAAAUCUUAUGUUCUUACAGGUCUGAUUCUCUAUCUGUAAUUUUCAUCUUUGUCCUUUAAAUAUUGUAUAUUCACUCUCUGCAAAUGUGUGGUUUGUGCCGUCUGCAUUCUCGUUGGAGAUUAGGACGGCAUGCACGCACGCCGCUCUUUAAGGGUCAGUGCUCCGUGACGCGGGCAAUCGUGUGAGAAAACAGCCUCCAUGUUCCGUUAUCGUGGCAGCAGCCAUCGCCAACAGGCCCGACGCACUUCUGCUCGCAGUCCUCCAUCACACGACAUCACAAGCCCACGAAAUCACAGCCGUGAAAGUGUGCUUUUCUGUAUCAAGGUCCCCGCCAUUCAGUUCUAGAAAUCUGGAGUUAAUGUUCAUCUUAGGUUCUUUUCUAUUUAUUUAUUUAUUGUUAUUUUGCUUUAUUGAUGUCAAAUGGAGUGUCCUCACAUUAAUGCGGUGACUUGCGACUGUCCCUCAAAAGCUUCCUUGGUCGUUCCCUCCCAUUCUGAGACAUGGCGGCAUACAGACAUUGGUCUUUCAGCUCCCAGUUGGUAAUACACACUACAAGUCAAGUGCUUUGUUCCCAUACUCAAGUGUUCAUAACCAGUCUGUAAUUUUUAGAUUCCAAACUGAUGCAAAGUCUGCAUUAUCGUCGUCGCCCAUGUGUUAUGUCUUGUGCCAUCAUGACCUCACUUCUUCCGCAGUCAUCCUGUUUAGUUUCGGAUGUAUGGUACCCGCAGACACAGGGUACUGUGAUAUGAAAAUGAAUGAGCCUGUUGUCGUUUCGGCAGCCUCUGUGUCGUGAUACUAAGAGGCGAAGAACGGCUUCGAAUCGGCAGUUAAGUGGGCCGUCAUCUGGACGAUGUGCUGUGCACGCCCAGCUCACUGCAGCGUCCCUCUGCAAGGCCUCUCAAACCCCCUCAGCCCCACCCCCCACCCCAUCCUUUUUAAAAAUCUUUUCUCUUGUUCCUUUUUUUUUUUGUGUAAAUACUGUAUAAUGCAUUUUGAUAUCAUUGACAUGUUUUGAUAUGUCAGUCACUACCAAUGACAAUUUAGAAAACCUAAAUGAGUAUUAAAAAAAAAAAUACACCGUGUUUUCAUUUAAAGAGGCGAUGUGCUUUAAUUGAACUGCGCAGUGAUCUUGAUUGUAAACGACUCAGUGGAGAACUUAAGUAACUGUGGUGUAAUCUGGAAUUAAAACUUGGAUUUCUGCACUGGGUUCGCGUAUCGGGUCAGGGUUGCGACAGAAGAGCUGGUGUGUGAGUGGUUGAUGCGUUUAGGGCAGUGAGGAAGGCUUCUUAUAAUGUGCUUUGUAAUCCUAAUGAGCUGUAGAGUGGAGAAAUAGAGAAUAUGGCCGCUGCCUGACCGUGGCUUCUAUCUGCAUCUUCUUAAUGCACUUUUAUGACCCUGAAUGGCGAUCAUGGCAUUUGAAGAAUGAAGCAUCAGGAAAUGAAAUCAAAUGAAUAAAGGACAUCGUCUCUUUAAAAUCGCAAGGGACCACAUAUUGCUGUCUUUAAUAUGAAGGAUUUUUAUCUAUUUAAAGUGAAACUUUAAAAAGCAAGAAAAGGACCUCAUUUAAAUAAAAAUAAAAUUAAAAAAAAAAAAAGGUCUAAACGUGGAGGAAGCUCACUCACCCCUGAAAUAGUGCUGUACAGAAUGAUGCUCACCCACCUCUCCAGCCCCUUAUGUAUAACGAUACAAUGUUGGCCAUUUCUGUAUUUCUAUUGUGAUGUAUAAUACUGUAACAUUAGCAAGAAUUUUUGAGGCGUGGGGGAAGGGGUCAAAGGGAGGGGGUUUAACGGAUCGUCCUGUACUGUUCAUUGUCCUUUCAGAUGACACGGCAGUAUUCGAUAUGAAGCAGUCUGUCUCUUGGGUUUGCUUUGUAUUUCAUGGUAGGUUAGUUGAGAUCUUUGUCUUAGGGAAUUAGGUGUCUUGUGUAGUUAAUAAAGUUGUUCCUUGUAUGUUUCUUUAUAUUGUAAAGUUUCUUUAGACUGAAAAAAAAGUUGCUUAUCGAGAAAGAUGAAAAAUCUGCAUCAAUAAUAAAUGUACCUUGAUUUUU